UCUGUGGAUUGGUGUAGGGACAUGUUUUGUCUAUGGUCAUGAUGUUUUUGUUUACUUUUAUCCUCUUAAUUAUGUGCUUGCGGUAGUGGUUUUUUUAAUUUAUACGAAUAUCGUUAUUAAAGUGUGCAAUUUCCAUAUCUGAAGGAUGCCUAAAGUGAGAAGAAGUAAGAAAAAUCCACCCGAGGGUUGGGAACUCAUAGAACCUACGUUAGAAGAAUUGGAACAGAAAAUGCGUGAAGCGGAAACGGAGCCCCACGAGGGCAAGAGGAAGGUGGAGGCGCUGUGGCCCAUCUUCAAGAUCCACCACCAGAAGUCGCGCUACAUCUACGACCUGUUCUACCGCCGCAAGGCCAUCAGCAGAGAGCUGUACGAGUUCUGCCUCCGAGAGAACAUCGCGGACAAGAACCUGAUAGCCAAGUGGAAGAAGCAGGGCUACGAGAACCUCUGCUGCCUGAGGUGCAUCCAGUCCCGGGACACCAACUUCGGCACCAACUGCAUCUGCCGCGUCCCCAAGGGCAAGCUGGAGGAGGGUCGCAUCGUGGAGUGCGUGCACUGCGGCUGCCGAGGCUGCUCGGGCUGAGACGCGGAGCCCGGCCGCCCGAGUGCUGCCUCAGCACCACUCUCGCCAUUCAUCCACUCGGGUUUAUUUCAGUUUCAAGUGUAUUUGUAUUCUGCGAGAACUGCUUCGUCAUGCAAUCAAUCGUAUGGUUUUCCAACAUGUGGGAGCAAACGUUUUGAACUCUUGACAGAUUUUGUGCUUCGUUGACACCUGACACCUUCACUGAAAGGGUACAGUUGUGACCUACGCGCUGGGGCUUGUGAUCAAGUGUCGACAUUGUGGCGAAGAUAACUUUAGUUUGCCGGAUAUCUCUGCGUUUUCAUAGCGUAGCUUCAAUGUUUUUCUAAAGCCAUGUGUCCUGGGAUGUAGAUCUGGUAUGCAAUUGUGAUUUGUUAAUUUUCCGUGUAGUCUUUGCAGGAUAUUGCACUUGCGUUCUGUACUCUCUAAUUUUCUCUGCGAGGUUUGGUCUUCGGGAGAGAGGCCUUGCCAGAGGAAAUAUUAAUAAUAUUUUAGUGGUGAUUGUUCAUGGCAUGGAUCUAUCUGCUCACUGCUUCUCUGUGUGCCAGAUGUGGACAAGCUCUUGUGUGGAAGUGUCUGUUAACUGCAAUCGCAACAGCACAUUUGAGUAAUGUGUGUUGCUGCUUACGUCUCCAGUACAAUGUUGCACUGUCUGUGAUUGCUAUUAUUAUUAUUAUUAUUAGGUUUUCCAAUGUAUUUUAGUUGAAUAGUAUUUGCAGUAUGGUUCACAUUAGUGUUUAAAUCUCAGUAUUUACAAAUUUAAGUUCCAAUGAACAUAUUCAAACAUGGUAAAACUCUUUAAGAAGUUCCCAGUUUGAUGUCUUCCUGCAUAAUAAGUUUAAUUACAAUUACUAAUUACACCCUUGAUUGAUGACCACAUGAAUAAAGACAGUGGAAAAAAAGCAAUUAUGAUUCCUAAUUUUAACGUUAACUUUUGGAGUGUAGCGGUAAUAUGGCAUUAAUUAAAAUAUUAAACAGGACAACAUUGAAAUGUAUUGGAAAUAUUUUCAUUGCAUGAGAAUUGCAUUGUAUUUGGAAGAAAAAUAGCUUAAACUGAUUCAAUUGUAUAAUUUACAUUUAUAGAAACAAACAUUAUUAUCCUUAAAAAAAAAGUGAUUGAGUCUUUUACUAAUCACCAAUGAAUGAUGUGUAACAUCUAACCACUGUAACAAUCUAAAUCCCGGUUAUGUUGAAUAGAGUUACAAGCAACUUUUUUUUUUCCAGUUUACAAUUUUUCCUCGUGGUUAUGCUGCCUGUAGUCUUCUCUUGUUUGCCCACCCUUUAAAUUAAAACAUGAACAAAAUCUUAUUGAUUCAAUAAAUUAUUAUUGUUGUUAUUAUUAAGGAAA
Messenger RNA from Bacillus rossius redtenbacheri, 1925 nucleotides. RefSeq names its product protein BUD31 homolog (gene l(1)10Bb). NCBI's taxonomy places the organism in Eukaryota, Metazoa, Arthropoda, Insecta, Phasmatodea, Bacillidae. The record is from RefSeq and is a predicted model, not a curated record. The coding region runs from base 146 to 580 and encodes 144 amino acids. Gene Ontology annotation, biological process: mRNA splicing, via spliceosome. Gene Ontology annotation, cellular component: spliceosomal complex; nucleus. The transcript is spliced from 4 exons.